This is a messenger RNA of Anopheles marshallii, 4596 nucleotides long. RefSeq names its product serine-rich adhesin for platelets-like. The transcript has 12 exons. Gene Ontology annotation, molecular function: calcium ion binding. Lineage: Eukaryota; Metazoa; Arthropoda; Insecta; Diptera; Culicidae. The record is from RefSeq and is a predicted model, not a curated record. The coding region runs from base 1 to 4596 and encodes 1531 amino acids. Gene Ontology annotation, cellular component: plasma membrane; protein-containing complex. Gene Ontology annotation, biological process: heterophilic cell-cell adhesion; establishment or maintenance of epithelial cell apical/basal polarity.
AUGAAUCAACGUGCAAUUGCCCUUUGCCUGACGCUCCUGGCACUUGGUGUCACAGCGGGUCCAACCCCUGACCAACCUGCGACUGGGAAGGAUGCUGAAGUAUUGUUGACUACCGCUUCUUCCGGCCUCUCUUCCGAAGAGCCGACAGAACUGUCGCUAGUCAAGACCGUGUCUCCGUUCACGCAGCCUUCUGUCGAAGACAGUCAAACGGAAGUGUCAUCAUCAUCUUCAUCAUCGUCAGCUUCUCUGUUAUCGUCACCGGCAUCAGUAAACGUGCCUGUGGACGAACCGGCGCAAUCUUCGACGCCCUCGAAGGUGGCGUCAGCAUCAUUUCCGUCACCAACACCAUCGGAAGCGCCACUAAUGGCGUCGAGCACAAUUGUCUCUAGUGGUCAAACACCCACAGGCGUGGGUUCGGUUUCGGUUAGCGCCGCAGGAACCCUGUCGCCGGAAACAAUAGCAACAACAGAAGUUCUCACGGAUGCACCAAAGCCGCUGGAUAGUAUCACAAGUACGGUGGCUGAUGGCACUCCGGAGAGCGAUAGUGACGAUAAGAAAACAUCUGACCUCGAGCCAGAGAGCGAGACGCCGGUGAUUAGCUUCGGUAUUCGAUUAUUUACGGUAGAGGUGGCCACCGGUACGGAGCGUGCUAGUGACGAUCAAACCGACCUGUCCAAUGCCACACAAACCCAGGAAAAUGUUACUAGCAAAAAUGUUUCUCCUAAUGAGGAUGGAGCUGAUCUGGUAGACUCUACUGUAUCAUCGGUCACGUUGUCUACCAGCGCUGGCCUUACUGAUAGCUCAAGGAAGGUAAACGGAGCGGAAAGUGCGGAAGGUAGCGCCACAUCCACUACAACAAACGGUCAAUCAACGGUUACGAUCAAUACGCAGGUGAUGAGCAAUGGAGCUGCUGGUGGCGUAUUCGAGUUUCCUGAGGACGCACCAGAGGAUGCAUUUUCCAAUGAGAUACAUGUCGAACGGAACUUGAAAAACGGUCUUUAUCGAAUUAAGAUAGCCGAAAUAACGACGGACGAGUUCGACAACGGAUUGCGCGAGAACGAUAACGAAAAUAUGCUAAUGACGGAUACGAUGGGUUCGCCAGGGAACCGCCAUCUACCUUUACACAAAUCUGUCUACCCCAGCAAGAUAAACAUCGACGACUUUUACCCUUCCAAGCUGGAGGACUUUAAACCGGAGCAGGCGCAGCAGCAGUCUAGUGCCGAUGAGGAAAAACGGCUGCGGGAGAAAUCUAUUUUGCGAAACGAGGAUGGAGAGAGAUUGUUCGAGUCCACCAUCAUGAAGCCCUCGGACGUGUUGCCCGUACUCACGACGACCGAGGGAGACGAGAAGGCUGGACAGUUCCAGGAGCAACUUUUGGGCGACGGAAUGGAACGGCCCUCCAAUGUUGGCACGGUGACAAGCGCCAGUAGUAGCAGCAGCAGCAGCAGUAGCAGCAUCGGCCCAGUAAACAAUGCGACCGGUCAGGAUGGUGGAGACAUCUCUACCACGAAGAUAGAGAUCGAACUAAUCGAUGACACGUCGGAAACAUCGGCAAGCGAUGAGCGCAGCAGCAAACCGACCAUAGACAACAUAACGGAAAAGCUGGAAGAGAAUGACGAGGUGAUUAGUCGUAUCGAAGAAAACUUCAAGGGCUUCCGGGCAUUCGAAGGUACCGCCGGCGGAGACGACGAAGAGGAGUAUCGCGAUGCAAUGGAUGGUCGAAAGGACGACGAAGUAAUCACAAUUGCCAUCUCAUCGGUGACGUUUUCCUCCUCACAGCAAGAUUCUGCCCAAACAUCUCCUCCUCCGUCGUCAUCCGUACCAUCGUCAACGGUGGCUGGUACCGAACAACAGCCUAACGACGAAGAGAUCGGCGACCCUGUCAGUGGCAGUGAUAUCGUCAAAAAUGGUUACAGCAACCUGUUCAUACCUCGACGUGUCAAAAAGAAUGACCCUUCGACUGCUACAAAGCUUGCCCAGCUGGCCAAGAAUGCUCCGCUGAAGAAGAUUGACUUUGCCGCCACCAAAUUUAACACGGACAACAAUGGUCCGGGUGGCGUGUCCGAUUCUGCUGACGGAAGCAAAAAGGAUAAGCCCGAAUUCUCCACUACAAAGUUCUACAACAGCAAGGAACUGUACAGUGAACUGCAUCAUCAGGCGCUGGUACCGAACAGAACGCAAACGGUUGCAAAGUCCAAAGCAACCGCGGCUAUUCUAUCGGAGAAGGAUAUUAUUACCGCAAAAACAAUGUCCAAACCAGCACAAGCUAUUUUGGCAGCUUCGUCCCGGAAGUCGUCGAGAGCGCAAGCAACUACGACCGUCGGGGCAGAUGUAACUGGAGCUAAGGGUGAUAUCAAGCAACAUACCUUAAAGACCAACUUCGUGCUUAACGAGGAAACGGUCCCUAUUGGAGCGAGGGUCAGCAAAUCCAGUACCGCCACUGCAACGGAGGAUUUGCAACAGCGAAAGAUAAAGUCGCUCGGUUCUGCUGCAUCGGCGAUCAUUGCUGCCACGGCAAAGCUAGCCAAACCGAACCGUGCUUCCACGACGAGCACGACAACUACAACAGUGACAGCGGUUGCAUCAGCUGCGACAACUGCGACGGCGACCUCGUCUCCAGUUUUGACAUCGGAUGCAGGCAGUAAUGAUGCCAACCGUGUCGGUGUGACGUCUGCCGCAUCCAGCAGAAUCGAUGAGCUCGUUCAAGCAUCGACGAGCGUAGCGACCAAUGAGCGCCUGAUGUCGAAGCCAUCUGUAGCACUAUCCCGUCUGCACGAGAAAAUUAAUACGCUCGAUUGUGAAAUUCAAAGCAUCGCGCCCGAUUCGAGCGUUUGGCGCGGUAACGAAACGCACGAGCUGCAGCUGCCGGCCAUGACACCUGAAGAUUGUUCCGCGGGCUCUAGCUGCACUCCGACCACCAUUUCCUGGGAGGGGACGGCCGAUAUUCAGUCGGGGGAUGUGCUUAUCGUUGAAAUAGACGAUCAUCAUUUGAUACCGUCGAAUUACAACAAGUCCACGGAAGGCGCCCAUCACACGACCACUGCCGUUUAUCAAGUUACCCGGCUCGGGCACGAGAACUGCGACAUUACCGAAGGCGUCCUGCUCGACAUCACACCACUAGUGGCCGACGGAAAGAAGCUGGUCACCCUUUACGACAAGGAUCUGACGGAGGGAAUUAAUCUACUAAUUGUUGUUUCCGAGCAGUGGGGCCAACAGUGCGUCCGUCUGAAGGUGACCGUUAAGUCUGACAAUUGUGGCGAAAAUGCUGACUGCUCCGGAAAGGGUGUAUGCUACUCGAACAAUUCCAUGGAGGGAUACGAAUGUCAAUGCUGCAGUGGAUUCGCCGGUACACAUUGUGAGGAGAUUGAUGCCUGCAGCCCAUCACCCUGCACGAACAACGGAAUAUGCGUCGAUUUGUCACAAGGACACGAAGGCAACGCUUAUCAGUGUCUCUGCCCGUACGGCUACACUGGCAAAAACUGUCAAUUCGAGUCGGAUCCAUGCAAUCCUUCGCAAUGCCUGAACGGUGGUACCUGUGUUGGGAAUUCGACACAUUUCAGGUGUGAUUGUACUUCCGGCUAUACAGGGCCACUGUGCCAGCACAACUUGAACGAAUGCGAAUCAUCACCCUGUGUACAUGGUAUCUGUGUCGAUCAGGAGGAUGGAUUCCGUUGCUUCUGUCAACCAGGAUUCUCCGGAGAGCUGUGUAACUUUGAGUACAACGAAUGUGAGUCCAAUCCUUGCAUCAAUGGCGGCCAAUGCAUCGAUAAUAUCGGUGGAUUUUCAUGCAAAUGCACCCGAGGCUACACGGGCAAACGAUGUCAUAUCAAGGUUGAUUUUUGUGCCAACGAUCCCUGCCCGGAUGGCCAUCGGUGCAUCGACCAUGGCGAUGACUUCACCUGCGAAUGUCCCGGCGGUCGCAACGGUCCGGAUUGCAAUCAGGUUCCACGAACGCUGUGCAACGUGAACCCUUGUGCCAAUGGUGGCACCUGCUGGACAACGGAAGAAUCAUUCUACUGUGCCUGUCGUCCAGGAUUUACCGGCAAAAUGUGUGAAGAAAACUUCGUCAUCGAUACAAUGGUAAGCUCCAGCGAGAUGCUGUCCGACACGCUGGCCAAUCAGAACGGGCUGCGUGCCAUUAGCGGCAGCACGAUGUACGGGGACGACGGUGUUGUAGCACAUACCGGCAAGCACAACAGUGCCAUCGAGCUACACAAUGCGUACAUUGCGGCUGGGACGCUGGCUACCGCCAUUUUGAUAGUGGCCAUCGUGGUAACCGCAUGUCACUGCAAGGUGCACCAGAGCUACCGACACUUCGCCACCAAGCACCGUCAGCUGAUACCCAUUUUCGGCCGUCGUGCGAAGCCUGCCAGCACCAAUCGCCACUGGCUCAGUGGCAAAGGCCAUCAGCAGCAACCGCACCACCACCAGAGCCACACGAACCCGAACUACAAUUACGCACACCAGCUGCCCAACUCGUACGCCGGGCUCCAGCCGGAACGGAUAAUCAACAAACCAUUGCCGAUGAAUUUGGAGAACGAUAUGUACUACACGGUGGACUUCGGUGAUUCGCAGAACGCUCCGUUGAUACAGUAA